AAAAAAGAAUAUAGGGGGAGUAAUUUGUGACAUAGAUCAAGUUCUAGGGUUCUCUAUGUGAUUGUCGCAGUAUAUAUUCAACUCCUUCGGGGUCUAGGGUUUUCUGCGAAAUCAGCAACAGCCCAAAUCGUAAGUCUAACAGGUGCACUUGCUUUUCUUAUUUAUCUGUUUUCUGUGCCCCUUGCAAUGGCGGAUGGUGAAACUGACAAGAACAUUGAGAUAUGGAAGAUCAAGAAGUUGAUUAAGGCGCUGGAAGCUGCUAGAGGCAAUGGCACGAGCAUGAUCUCUCUUAUUAUGCCUCCACGUGAUCAGAUAUCUCGGGUUACAAAGAUGCUUGGUGAUGAAUUCGGAACUGCUUCAAACAUUAAAAGUAGGGUAAAUCGUCAAUCCGUUCUAGGUGCAAUCACUUCUGCUCAGCAGAGGCUGAAGCUUUACAAUAAAGUUCCUCCCAAUGGUCUUGUUCUUUAUACUGGGACAAUUGUGACCGAUGAUGGGAAGGAAAAGAAGGUCACUAUUGACUUUGAGCCUUUUAAGCCCAUAAAUGCAUCUCUAUACCUUUGUGAUAACAAGUUCCAUACUGAAGCUCUCAAUGAACUUUUAGAAUCGGAUGACAAGUUUGGUUUUAUUGUGAUGGAUGGAAAUGGAACCCUUUUUGGGACAUUGAGUGGAAACACAAGAGAGGUUCUUCACAAGUUUUCUGUUGACCUCCCAAAGAAACAUGGAAGAGGAGGGCAAUCAGCUCUCCGAUUUGCUCGUCUUCGAAUGGAGAAGCGUCACAACUAUGUGAGGAAGACAGCAGAGCUUGCCACACAAUUUUAUAUUAACCCUGCCACCAGUCAGCCUAAUGUUUCUGGACUAAUACUUGCUGGAUCAGCAGAUUUCAAGACUGAGUUGAGUCAGUCUGAUAUGUUUGAUCCCCGUUUACAGGCAAAAAUCCUGAAUGUAGUGGAUGUGUCUUACGGAGGUGAAAAUGGCUUCAAUCAGGCAAUCGAGCUGUCCUCUGAGAUUCUAUCUAAUGUGAAGUUUAUACAGGAGAAACGAUUAAUAGGCAAGUAUUUUGAGGAAAUCAGUCAGGAUACUGGGAAGUAUGUUUUUGGCGUGGACGACACGUUAAAAGCUCUUGAUAUGGGUGCAGUUGAGAUACUUAUUGUUUGGGAAAAUCUGGAUAUUCAAAGGUAUGAACUGAAAAAUAGCUCUACUGGAGAACUUGUUAUAAAACACUUGAACAAGGAGCAAGAGGCUGAUCAGAGUAACUUCAGAGAUCCGGUCACCUCUGCUGAAUUGGAGGUUCAGGACAAGAAGUCGCUUCUAGAGUGGUUUGCUAAUGAGUAUAAAAAGUUUGGUUGCUCUUUGGAGUUUGUUACAAACAAAUCACAAGAGGGAUCACAGUUUUGCAGAGGUUUUGGUGGAAUUGGUGGAAUCCUACGUUACCAGCUUGAUAUGCGAUCAUUGGAUGAGCUUUCUGAUGAUGGAGAAGUGUAUGAAGACUCCGAUUAGCAAUCAAUGGAAAAUCAACCAGAUCCGGUGCAGGAGGAUGGGGCAAAGGCCUGCACUGGGUGCUCGAGCUCGCGCCUUUGUUUCUAUUGCUCCAUUGUCAAGGUUCUAGUAGUCCUAAUUAAGGUUAGUCCUUGGAUUUCUGAAGGGUAGUAAUUUAGCACUCCCCCUUUUGAUGCCCGCACUCUUAUUUUAUUUUGUUCUUAUUCAUGUGAUAUUCAUCUUUUUUACUCCUGAAAGGAUAAUAUUAUUAAUUCCGAUGAAUAUAGACACAUAAGGUAGUGCGGGUAGUAAAAAAAUAGAGUGUGAAAAUCAAUUACCAUAUUUGAACAAAUUAGAUUAUUGUAGUGAUAUAUAUGGCUUAAUUACCUUGGGUGGAUCUUGUUGGACAAUCUUUAGUUGUUUUUCCAAUGUUCAUGACCUUUCUUUCCUCUUCACCUUGAAGGAGAUCACUGUUAGUGGUAAUGCGGAGAAAUUGAGGUAAAUCAUCUUGGAGAGUGGAGAGCUCUUCUACUGUUCAUGGGAUUUCCAUAGGAAGCUUUUGCUUUUGCAUCACCAUGGUGUUUGACUAGAUUAAGACGCUGAACAUAUUGUUAUAGAUGUGUAGGCAACUUUUUAUUUGCGGCUUGUGGAGAACCUUUGUAUAAUUGUCUUGUUAUUUGAAAAAGUUGGCAUCUUUUAAGAUUUAUUAAGUUUGUUUUAUAUAGUUGAAGUGGACAUCAUUUAUGCAGAAGUUUUCUGCUGAAUGCUUGUGGCAUAUGAUUUAUGGGUGUCCUGUUCUGGCA
Molecule: messenger RNA, 2279 nt
Organism: Rhododendron vialii
Lineage: Eukaryota; Viridiplantae; Streptophyta; Magnoliopsida; Ericales; Ericaceae
Product: eukaryotic peptide chain release factor subunit 1-3
Exons: 2
Coding region: 187-1497 (436 amino acids)
Biological process (GO): cytoplasmic translational termination
Cellular component (GO): translation release factor complex; cytosol
Molecular function (GO): sequence-specific mRNA binding; translation release factor activity, codon specific
Source: RefSeq, a predicted model, not a curated record